GGGGAAGGAAGAGCGACAGAAACAGUGUGAGAGAGAGCGACAGAGAGGCGUGAGGCAUGAGGUGAAAGAAAAGAGGAAAUGAGAAAUUUACAACGAGAAGGAGGAAGGGUUUUGAGAGCAGAGUGUCUAACUAACAUGAGGGUAAAGGAUUGAACUGCUGAGCAGACGCUACCAUCCGUCUGUCCGUCCACCUGCAGACAUGUCCUCUCGGGGUGAUAGUAAGACAGCUUCCCAGUUUGUGUCUCUCACCUUGAAGCUGAAGGGAAAGAUCCAGUCACAGACGGUCAGACGCUUUGAACGAAUCAAACCCUCCCCAACACUAAAGGUUAAACCACCGGAUCUGAACUUGGAGCAACACCAGAUUGUACAACAUAAGGCGGUGUCUGGGUUAGCAGACCAGGAGCGAGCCGUCGUCAGCUCUCUGCAGUACUUCAAAGCUCUUGUGGACAGUCUCGGAAUGGACAAGAUGGUUCAGGACCAGUCUGUGGUGGGCCGUCUGCUGGGUGGAGCCUCUGGCGGAGUCCUUGAGGCGGUCCAGACUCUGGUCCAGCUGGAGCCACACCUGCACAAGAGUAAGACCAUCUCUUCCUGUCUCGCUCGUCUUUACCAGUCUGUGGCUGAGCUGGUUCAAUGGGUUGAUAAGGUGAUGUUUCAAGGAGUCGCCCGUGACAACAAGGAGUCUAAAGAAAGUGUCACCAAGGUGAUCAGAGCAGUGCUGGAUGGAGUAAAGGAACUGGUUCGAUUGGCUUCAGAGAGACAAGAAGGCUCCACACCCUUGUCUCCUGUCCAGUCACAAGCUGAUGUGGACCUCCCUGAUGGUUUGGACAGUACACUGAAGUCAGGCAGGACUUCUACCUGCCAGAGUCCAGGAGCUCCUGCAAAAGAAGAUGAGGAGUGGGUGAACUCAGAGAGGAGUGAGGAGCUUAUAGUGUUGGCGCCUCCGAAACCACCAAUGCCCUUCCAAGAGCCGCUAGUGAUGCCCCCACUGGGACUGAGUCCCCCAGCAUUGCCUCCAAAAAAACGCCAAUCUUUACCUGGCUCCACCUCCUGCAAGGUUGCCAUAGUAGUGCCAAUGAGGCGAGAACCUGAGGUUAAAAGCCAGUUUCAGUGGGAGGAGGAGUACUCUAAACGCUGCUCUUCUUCAUCUGCUGACUCCUCUGCAGAGAAAACUCACAGUGAGGAGGAUCCAGACUAUGAAUUCCUCCACACUGACCUCUCCUCCUCAGAGACACUCCCUCCUCUUCCUACCCCCGCCUCCCUUCCACCUGCCCUGCCAGAGAAGAGACGUCGCAGCACUGCAGGGAACACCAACUCUCAGACUUCCUCUUCUUUUGGAUUUGACUCCGCUGUUCCUGAGCAGAGCUCCUCCCACCCCGAUGACCUCACUGCUCCUGAUGAGACUCUGUCGUCCCCUCUUUACCCCAGCAAGAUGCCUCCUCCCCUCCCUGAGAAAAAGCGACACAUUGAUCAGUACCUCAAGGUUUUUGAGUCCUACAGUGGCCAGUCACCAGCCAACUUUUACCAGCCACCUUUAACCGUCUCUGAGCGUUACAGCAGCAGGCAACGAGAGGUGGAGACCACCUACCAGCUCACACACCUGGAUGCACACCUAGAGAUGUGUAUACCAGACUCCACCCCCUCACCUGAGCUGCUUCCUGUUCCAAUCCUACCACCAAAGAAGAAACAGCAGGAUACUGCUGAAACCAACUGUCAACAUGGCGAUCACCAGCCCAGAGACAGGUCCCAGAGUCUCCAGCAGGAAGAAGAGCAUUGCCAGAGGAGCACUGAGGAGCUCAAGAACACAGAGGAGGUGUUACUUACUGACCUGCAGCAAAUCCGUCAAAGAAUCACAAUGAAAAAUGAGGAGGAGGAGGGGCCUGAUGUGAAAGCAGCCUCUCCUGACAUUCUAUUGGUCUAUGCCACAGAGACUGACAGAAGCAAUGACCAGGGAUUAUACCGCGAAGCCUUCCUUUCCACUUACAGAAGCUUCAUCAGCCCGAAUGAAGUAAUCCACAAAUUACAAGGCAGGUACAGACACUUUUGCAAAGGAUGUGAGCCUGCAGAUCUGACAGCCGCCAAGAAGACUUUUCACCUUCUGAUCAGAGUGGUCGACGAGCUGUGUGCAAUAGAACUGGAGCCUGAUUUGCUGCUGCUGUUGAUGGACCUGGUAUUCAUGCUCCUAAUCGGUGGAGAGCUGGGACCAGCACACCUUCUGAGAUCUAAUAUCCUGUCCAAGAUGGAGCAGAGGUGGCAGCUGAUUGGCUCACCACAAUCAUUACGCCCUCUUGCAGCUAGGGGUGUAGCUGCAAGGCCAGGAACUCUUCUAGACUUCAGGAGUCAGGAUUUAGCUGAACAGUUGACGCUGCUGGAUUCGGCGCUUUUCUACAAAAUUGAGCUUCCAGAGGUGUUGCUGUGGUCUAAAGAGCAGAAUGAGGAGAGAAGUCCAAACCUGACACAGUUCACACAACACUUCAACAAUGUUUCUUACUGGGUGCGUUCUGUCAUCAUUCUUCAAGACAAACCACAAGACAGAGAGAAAUUGUUCCUGAAAUUCUUGAAAAUUAUGAAGCACCUGCGGAAGCUAAACAACUUUAACUCAUACCUGUCCAUUCUGUCAGCGCUUGACUCGGCCCCAUUGCGACGUCUGGACUGGCAGAGAAGCACAGCUGAGGCUCUUGAGGAGUACAGCUCGUUGAUUGACAGCUCUUCGUCUUUCAGAGCCUACAGGGCAGCGCUAGCUGAAGUGGACCCCCCCUGUAUACCCUACCUGGGUUUGAUUCUUCAGGACUUGACCUUUGUCCAUCUAGGGAAUCCAGACACGUUGGUGCUAUCUCAGGGAUCAGGGGUCAACUUCUCCAAACGCUGGCAGCAGUUUAACAUCCUGGACACCCUGAGGACAUAUCAGCAAGCUCAUUACUCUCUGCAGCCAAAUGAUGAAAUCAUAUCAUUUUUUAAUGACUUCAGCGACCACCUGGCAGAGGAAGCACUGUGGGAGCUCUCUCUCAGGCUCCGCCCACGGAAUGCCCCACGUGUCAAUCAAAGAUGACAGUUAAACCAGGACAAAUUUAGCCUGUCAAUCUGGACCAGCAAAAGCCAGACCUUUGCUAGCUCAAAGUUAAUGAGGAUGACAUGCAAGGUGAUAACAGUUACCCAACUCUGCUAGAAGGGUGUUGCUCUUGUAUUUGUGUUUCAGAAACAAAUACUAGUUCUUCAAAUACAGGGCUAAUCAUGGCUAAAGGGUGCUAAAGUGUGUGGGUCUGGGCUGCAACAAAACAAGCAGUAAGAAGUGUUCCAAAAAGAACCUUUGUUAGCAGAGGUUAGCAAAGUGGUAAUAUGAGCGCACUUGUAGUCCAUGUAGAUGUGGCCUCUUCCUUUGUCUGACCUCAGAACUGUACAUGUGUUCAUAGUACUACUGUAAUAAACUCCUUUUAUUUUAAUGGUUUUGGUACGAAAUUGAACCAAACUCAGACACGUUGUUGCUACAAUUUCUGAUUACCCAAGAUUCUGACCCUAGGCUGAAGGAGAAAGCUGUGAUGAAGCUGUGCAAUAUCUAUUUAAAUGCAUAAUGUUCCUUCUGAUAUCAAACUGGUCGAGAUUAUUCCACUUUUUAAAUCAAGUGAUCCCAGAUAUUUUACUAAUUUCCCAUCCUAUGUCAGAAUAAAGCAUUCUUAAACAUUUGAACAGGUAUAAUGCACUGUAUAAAAACCAGUAUGGAUCUGGCAAACCCCUUUGCCUAUAUUGCCCUUUUACAACUAUUGUAGGAAAUUCAUACUGCAGAAAGUUUUAGAAUAGAAAGUUUGCAUGUGGUAUUUUUCUAGAUCUCUCAAAUGAUUCUGAUGCUGGUAAUCAGAAUAUUUUACAUGCAAAACUGUAUAUGGAUUUCAUGGCAAUCUUCUAAGGAGGCUCAGUUAUUAUGUAUGUCAUAGACAGCAGUAUGUAAUUUUAAUUGUAUAGAGUCUGAAAGGGCUAUGAUACACUGUGGUGUACCUGAAAGUUCCAUUUUAAGAUCUUUUUUUUUUCUAAUCAGCAUUAACAAUAUUGCAUCUGUGUAAAUUACAAUAUAUCCAUUAUCAUUUGCAGAUCAUACUAAUUUAGUCAUCUAAUAAGCAAUUAUCAGUUCUAAUGAAUGAAGUAAGCAACAGCCUUCUAGAAGAUUUAACAUGAUAUCAAACAGGUAAAUUGACUUUAGAUGUUUAAAAAAAUCAUUUCAUGGGUGCCAGUUUAGUUCAGUUGGUAGCGCAGGUCGUGGGAUCAGUGCACAAAGUUCUCCCUAUACCUUAGAGCAGUGGUUCUCAACUGGUCUGGCCUCAGGACCCACCAGUCUGUCAUACAACAGAUCACAGCCCAAGUUUCCAAAAAAAUGUUCAACAAUGCAUGUUUAGUUAAUUG
Molecule: messenger RNA, 4389 nt
Organism: Cheilinus undulatus (humphead wrasse)
Lineage: Eukaryota; Metazoa; Chordata; Actinopteri; Labriformes; Labridae
Product: rap guanine nucleotide exchange factor 1-like
Exons: 23
Coding region: 200-3046 (948 amino acids)
Biological process (GO): Ras protein signal transduction; positive regulation of GTPase activity
Cellular component (GO): plasma membrane
Molecular function (GO): guanyl-nucleotide exchange factor activity
Source: RefSeq, a predicted model, not a curated record